AUGGCAUCAGAUUACCCAGAGCCUCCGACGCAUAUACAAUCAAUAUCCACAACGGCGGACUCCCACGUGCGAGCGCGAGCUCAGGCCAGUUCCGCGGCCGAUCGGGCCGCAUUCGCGUUGGCGUCACAGGCACAAGCCCCGUCACAGUUACACGGACAACAUGGCGAGACCACCUCGACCGAACCGGAGGAUCAUGAGGCACAGCUAGAUCCCUCUAUGGGAAUCAAGCGACCACGUGCCUGUGAACCAUGCAGACAAUUAAAAGUGCGCUGUGAUCCUGACCCGACCCAUCCUGAUGGUGCGUGUAAGCGAUGUGCCAAGGCACGCCGGCAAUGUGUCGUUACAGCGCCGUCAAGGAAACGUCAGAAGAAGACUGAUAGUCGGGUUACGGAGUUGGAGCGUAAAAUCGAUGCCUUGACGGCUACCCUGCAGGCGUCUCAUCACUCGCAGCUUGCAGCGGGUGCAGCUGUACAGUCACAGUCACAGCCCCAAUCGCAACCACAGCAGAUUCCUAUCCAGACUCGCGAAGAACAAAACCAUUCAAGGCGCUGGCUGCGAGAGGACUCGUCACACUUAGCGGGAAAUAAACGACAUCAUGAUGGGUUCAUGGUGUCGCAGUAUUCCCACCCGGAUAGUCCAUCUGCAGAACAGAUCCAUACUAAACAGCAGCAGGCGCCAACUCCAAAGAUGCCGAAUUGGCGAGGACCUUAUGCUGGUGAGACGACGCCAGCACCGAAGAAUGAUUUUCUUGACGUGAUUGACCGGGGUUUAAUCGAUUUAGAGACCGCGAAAGCGUCUUUUGAUCGUUAUGUGAACCGUAUGGCGAUCGAGAUGCCUUUUGUCGUCUUCCCACCAGGCACAACGAUGGGCCAGGUACGCUGUGAAAAGCCGGCUCUUUUUCUUGCGAUACUUGGUGUUUCAGUCGCCACCUUUAAAAAGGAGCUCCAAAUGCCGUUGAUCAAUGAUUGUUAUCGGUUGAUUGCCGAGAAAGUAGUUGUCAAGGGUCACAAGUCCCUUGAACUAAUUCAGGCUCUGAUGGUCAUUUCUAUGUGGUAUGUCCCACCGGAUAAUCUGGAUGAGCUCAAGUUCUACCAAAUGAUUCAUAUGGCAAUUGCUCUUGCUAUGGAACUGGGCUUGAAUCGACGCUCAAAUGGAGACUUGAAACCUCUCAAACGUAUAAGAGAGAUCAUGGUAAGAAAUACGAUAACGGAGGAUGUGGAUUUAAAUGGACCCGAAGCACGAAGGACUUGGAUUGCUUGCUACUUUAUGGGAAUUCAGGUGGCCACGGCUUUGAGACGAAUGCAGCUAGUACGGUGGCAACCUUAUAUGGACGAGUCAAUCCAAAUACUGGAAAAUCACCCCGAUGCGUUACCGUCUGAUCGCACGAUCGUUUGGUGGGCAAAAUUGGGUUGGAUUAUGGAACAAGCUGGCUUGCAAUUAAUCUCGGAUGACAGCCAAUCGGUCGUGGCGUUCACAGAUAGCAAAGUGAGAUACACUAUUAAAGCAUUUGGGAAACAACUUGCCCAGUAUCGAAGGGAUAUCCCUGAAGAGUCGUGGACCGCACCAUUGGCCCAUACAUACUUUGCACUGGAUCUCUUUGUACAUGAGAGCGCCAUGGGUGUUGACUGCCGGGAUAGCAUUCAACCAAAUGUCCUAGACAAUGAAGAUUUCCCUGCCACAACCAUGGCGCCGCUGAUUGAUGCACUCACAACUUGUAUUAAAUCCAUCCACAAAACAUUCGAUGUUAUCACGAGCGUCGAUGUGGAAAGAUUCACUUGUCUCCCGACUCUGGCCAUUGCAAGAACGGCAUAUCCAGUUGUUAGUCUCAUCAAGAUUUACUCUCUCCUUACGGCUCCCGAGUCCCGUAUUGGCCAAGUGAUCGAUAUGCAAAGCCUUAAAAUUGAAUACUAUCUGGAAAAAGUGCUCAAUUACUAUCGAGCUGCUGCUGCUCUUGACAGUGGGAGGGUCGCAACCAAGUUUGGAAACAUCCUUCAGAUGCUUUGCACAUGGUUUUCCAAGAAGAAGGGCAAUGGGCCCGAGUUACGUGAGAUGUUUGGCGCAGAAAUGCGAUCCGAUAAUUCAAGCGACAAGAACCCGUUGCUAACAUUAAAAAAGAUGAAAGAAGGCACCACGCCACUGCAUGUACUUAGUGAACUGGCUAUGGAAAAUCCUAACAACCACGCCCCUGGGAAUCAUUCCCACCAGCCACGCUUAGGUCCGGGAAAUAUGUAUUCUCCCGCGAGCCUGAAUCAGGAGUUCGGACGUAAUCCCACAACGCCAACCCAGAAUCCAGGAAACACGAACUACGGGACAACAGAGCCCCAUAGAAUGGGUAGUAUGGUAUCUACCAGAAGUGACCCGAUCGCCGGACCAGUGCCUACUACGACUUGGUCAUCAACGCCAUCCUUUUCUCCUCUUAUGCCAGUCCCAGGGAUGAGAGAUGCAAAUAUGGGGAACAAACCAUACUACCCACAAUUCCCAUCCCCGCAAGGCCCAACACAGCCAUACAGUAUGCCGAAUCCACCAACGCCUCAGUAUGCCGAGAUGUCUGGUGCUGGGACUAUGCCUUUUGGACAGUCGAUGGGGCUAAUUCAGGAGGUACCUUUGGAUCCAAAUAACCUGUCAGCAUUGGGAACAAUUAUGGAUGAGUGGCUAUUUGGGUUCCCGUCCGCUUUUGACGAGAGCUUUCAGAUGUAG
Messenger RNA from Penicillium malachiteum, 2697 nucleotides. RefSeq names its product putative C6 transcription factor (War1). Gene Ontology annotation, molecular function: transcription cis-regulatory region binding; DNA-binding transcription factor activity, RNA polymerase II-specific; zinc ion binding. Lineage: Eukaryota; Fungi; Ascomycota; Eurotiomycetes; Eurotiales; Aspergillaceae. The transcript is spliced from 4 exons. Gene Ontology annotation, biological process: regulation of DNA-templated transcription; DNA-templated transcription. Bases 1 to 2697 code for a protein of 898 amino acids. The record is from RefSeq and is a predicted model, not a curated record. Gene Ontology annotation, cellular component: nucleus.